Messenger RNA from Emiliania huxleyi CCMP1516, 3420 nucleotides. RefSeq lists its product as hypothetical. Lineage: Eukaryota; Haptophyta; Isochrysidales; Noelaerhabdaceae. The record is from RefSeq and is a predicted model, not a curated record. Gene Ontology annotation, molecular function: small GTPase binding. The transcript has 18 exons. Gene Ontology annotation, biological process: protein import into nucleus. The coding region runs from base 1 to 3420 and encodes 1139 amino acids. Gene Ontology annotation, cellular component: cytosol; nuclear envelope.
AUGUCUCCUGCCGCCGCGAGCGAGCGGCGCAAAGAGGCAGCGUCGCGCAUGCUUUUCAAGACAAGACAUCCGUCCUUUGACUCUGCCGGCGGCUCUGUCGAGCUCGGGCCGCGCUCGCAGGUGAAGAAGUCGGCGGUGGGGCCGCACUGCCGGCUCGGCGCGGGCGUGCGGCUGACCAACUGCGUGCUGAUGGAGGGGGUGGUGGUACACGACAAGGUGCACAUGUCGAACUGUAUCCUCUGCCGCGGCGCCGAGGUGCACGAGGGCGCGACGCUCAAAGACGUGCAGGUGGGGAGCAAUGUGAGCGUCGAGGCAGGCGCGAACGUGAAGAGCGAGGCGCUCACCGCCGAGGCGGUGUCGCUCCACGAGCGCUUCAAGGCGGUCUGGCGGCAGAGCUGGUACCCUGAGAGGGACGGGAGCACAUGGGUCACCGCGCGCAGCCAGUGCUCCGAGUCCGAUGGCGCCCUCUACGACGCGCACAUCCGGGCGGUGGCCCUCGGCAGGUAUCCGCCCGAGCUUGACGGCGCGGAUGCCGCGAAUCUCAAGAAGGCAGUGUUCGCCGCCCUGUGCGACGCGCUGUUAACUGACCUGGCGGUGCGCCGUGCGGCGGAGGAGCGCGUCUCCUCACUCAGCGCGCAGCCCGGGUUUGUGGUCAGCCUUGUCGAGGUGCUGCUCGAGCCGCAGGCGGAGGCGGCGGCACGGCAGCUGGCAGCUGUUGUGCUCAAGAACUUCUUGCGCACGCACUGGUGCGAGGCGGCCGUUACUUUCACGCCUCCACUCGUCUCCGACCACGAGAAGGCGGCGGUGCGCGCUGCACUACCGCGAGGCCUGUCGGACAGGGUGCCGCGUAUCCGCACCGCCGUCGGCGUCGCUGUGGCAACCAUCGCGCAGUGGGACUGGCCCGACGAGCUGGCCCUUCCGCUGAUUGGGACGAGCUCCCCUCCGACCGGCUCCGAGGCGUGCGGCGGCCCGGGCGGCGAGCCAGAGGACCACUCCCUCUCCAUCGCGCUGCUGCGGCUGUUGCAGCUGCUGCUCUCCUCGUGGCCCGCCUCGCUGCCGCCCGCGCGGUGCUCGCUCCUGCCGCCGCUCGGCGCGCUCCUGUCUGGCGCGCUGCAGACCUUCCAGCAGCGGCUGCUGUGCGACGCCGCCAGCCUGGGCGAGGAGGGGGCCGACUCCGACGGCUCCUCGCUCGGGCUCGAGGCGCUCGUCUCGCACGUCUUCGACGUCCUCGCCGCGAUGGCCUCCUCCUCGCGCCACCACAAGCUGCUGCUGCCGGCGCUGCCGCAGCUGCUCCACGGCGCGAUCGCCUUCACGCAGCUGCCCGCGUGGGCCGACGACCUGCAGCAGUACCUCCUCGACGAGGAGGACGACACCUUCGCCUGCUCACUCCGCGUCGCCGCGCAGCAGCUGCUCGAGGAGCUCGUCGACAGCUGCGGCCGGCGUGUCGUCACGCCGCUCUGCGCCGCCGCGGACGCAGCGCGCGCACUCGCAGCAGGCGGCGGCGCGGACGCGCCCGCCGCCGCGGCAAGCUGGUGGCGGACGCGCGAGGCGUCCCUCAUCGCGUUGGGCCUUGCUGCGCCGUCGCUGCUGCGCGCGGGUCGCGCUCACGCUAAGCGUGGCGAUGCCGCGCCGCCCCCGCCGGUGACGGCCGAGAGGCUGCUCUCCGAGCUCUUCCUCCCUGACGUGGCCCCCGCCGCGCCGCCGCUCCUCCGCGCCCGAGCGCUCUGCACCGCGGCACUCUUCUCCCCCGGCGCGUCGGCGGCGGCGACCCACCCGCUGCUGGCCCUCGCCCUCGCCCCCUCCGCGCUGCCCGGCCUCGUGGAGAAGCUCCUUCCGGUCAUCGGCCUCGUCCUCACCCUGCAGAGCACGGCCGACGCCAGCGCCGCCGCGAGUGCGGCGGCAGCCGGCGAGGAGUGGGACGAGGACGAGCCGCUCGACCCGACACAGCCCGCCCUCGAGCUGCUCAGCGCCGUCGUCCUCAAGCGCUGGCCCUGCGGCACGCCACUGCCGGCGGCGGCGGCGGGCGAGGCCCUCCCAGCGCUGCUGCGGGUGCUCGGCGAGGAGGCCGUGCACCACUCCGCGCGCCUGUUCUGCGACCUGCUGCGCGGCCAGGCGGCGCCCGCGAUCGCGCCCGCCCUCGGCGACCUCGUCGGCCUCGCCGUGGCGUGGCUGCGGCGCAAGACCCUCUUCGGGCUCCGCCUCGCCCUCCUCUCCUUCCUCGCGCAGGCCGUGCUCGCGCUCGGCGCGGAAGCGACGCUCGGCAGGCGCGCCACACACCGACGGAGCGCCGCCUCUGCCGCCGCCGUCCUCCGACCCCCCUCCCUUCCCCUCCCCGACAACAGGCUCGCCGCUGACGAGGCCGCGAGGCUUCCCCGACGAGGUCGGCCCGAGCUCGACGGAGGCGACACCCAGCCCGCGGUGCCGCUGGUGCUCCGCGCGUGGGUCGCCGUCUCUGGCUGCUCGCCUGUCGAUGCCAUCCCGGACACCGCACAGCCGCCGGCGCGGCGGGAGCUGCUCGUCGUGCUGAUGCGGCUCCUCACUGCGCCCGCGCCGCCCGCGCCGCCGCCGGCCGAGCUCUGGCACCUCUCGGUCGCGGGAGACGCGCAGGUUGAUGCGAGGGAGGCGAGGUUGACACGCGCAAAGGCGCGCAGGAUUCGGGAAGCUGGGUUAGGGCUACCACUUCCCCACCAGCCCCAGCUGCCGCUCUUGGUGCGCGCGUUCCAGCUGCUGGCGCGCGAGCUCGCCUGUCCUCCUGCCUCCGGCGCGGAAGGGCGAAAGGCGCGGCUGGCGUCGUCGGCUUGGGGCGCACUGGGCGGCUACGGCGUCGGCGAGAGCGACGAGAGCGACGUGACCGCGUCCGACGAGGAGGAGGAGGGCGAGGAGGGCGAGGAGGGCGAGGAGGGCGAGGAGGGCGAGGGAGGGGGCGCGCGGAGGUCUCCUUUUGUGCCCCUGGACGAGGUGAGCUCUCACGGCCUCGAGGCGGGCGAGGUCAACCUCUCCUCGCUGCUCGACUCGGAUGGGGAGGACUUUGAUGACGACCACGACGACGACGACGACGACGACGAUCGCGCCGGUGGCGAGAUGGGCGGCGGGGGCGGCGAUGCGGACGGUGCUGAGGCCCUCAACCUUGGAGCGGAGUCGGCGUCUUUUGUGCGGUCGGUUGCGGCACAGCUUGGCCAGGGCCAGUUCGAGCAGCUCUGCGCACAACUGUCGAGCGCCGAUGAGCGGAGGGCGGCGCAUUUUGGAUACCGCGAGUCGGUGUGCCCGGUGCCGAGCCGCGAGCGCUACAAGAAGUUCGUGAAGUACCUCUCCAAGGAGCUCAAGGCGAAUGGCAAGGCUUUCGAUUUCACGAUCGCGGGCGCAAAGUGGGCCUCGCAGGAGGAGGGCCACGAGUUCAAGUUCGAGUUCGGCGAGGCCUGA